Condylura cristata (star-nosed mole) is the source of this 2181-nucleotide messenger RNA. Its product is annotated as orphan sodium- and chloride-dependent neurotransmitter transporter NTT5. The transcript is spliced from 11 exons. NCBI's taxonomy places the organism in Eukaryota, Metazoa, Chordata, Mammalia, Eulipotyphla, Talpidae. Gene Ontology annotation, cellular component: membrane. The coding region runs from base 1 to 2181 and encodes 726 amino acids. Gene Ontology annotation, biological process: sodium ion transmembrane transport. The record is from RefSeq and is a predicted model, not a curated record.
AUGAAGGCUGCCGGUAAAAGCAUGCGGGCCCAGGAUGAGAAGCACCAGGAGACCAAGUGCCCAGAUUCCACGUCUCCUCCUCCCCCAACUCCCCAGGUCUUAGAGUCUGAGAAACCUUCAGACUGUGAGUCUCCAGCGGUGGCCACCUCAGUGGCCCCGGCCUUAAAGUCCCAGACAGUGUCUGCUGAGCAAGUGGCGGGGGCGGGGCGGCAUUACGAUGACCUGUCCUCGUCCCUUUGGGCCGAGGAAGAUAGCGAAGGGCUGGACACCAUAAACAUGUCGAAGGAUGACGCCUCCACUGAACGACCGUCCUGGGCCAACAAGAUGGAGUACUUUCUGGCCCAGGUGGCCUUCUCUGUGGGGCUCAGCACCAUCUGGCGCUUUCCUUAUCUGUGUUUUCACAAUGGAAACGGCAGUUUUCUCAUCAUCUACGUCCUCAUGCUGUUCUUGGUCGGGUUUCCUCUCCUUUUCUUGGAGAUGGCAGCGGGCCAGAGGCUGCGUCAGGGCAGCAUCGGGGUGUGGAAGGCCGUCAGCCCCUGGAUCGGUGGUGUGGGGUACAGCAGCGUUCUGGUCUGCUUGGUCAUGGGCUCCUACUACAGCGUGCUCACGGCCUGGAGUCUCUACUACCUGGUUCAGUCUUUCCAGUCUCCCCUGCCUUGGACACUGUGCCCCACGCUGGGGAACUCCAGCGAGAUCGAUCCUGAAUGCGCGCGGACAUCACCCGCCACGUACUUCUGGUACCGGCGAGUCCUGAAGGCCACAGAGGAGAUCGAGAUCGGGGGGCUCCCGGUCAGCCACCUCAGUAUGUCCCUCUUGGUGACCUGGUCAAUUAUCUGCAUCUCCAUGAUGCAAGGACCCAAGUCCACCGGGAAGAUGCUGUAUGUCGCAGUGCUCCUCCCCUACCUCAUCCUUUUCUUUCUCCUUGUCCGGAGCCUGCUACUAGAAGGUGCACAGUUCGGUCUCAAGAGUCUGUUGGCCAUGCAGGUGUCAGCCCUGUACUCUGUGGAUGUGUGGCGCCGGACAGGGAACGAGAUCUUUCUGUCCUUGGGCCCUGGCCUGGGCAGCUUCACCGCCAUCAGCUCUUACAUCCCUCGGUCCAACAACUGCGUCAUCGACGCCUUUGCUGUGGCCGUCCUGAACUUGGCCGCCUCAGUGAUCACCAUCAUGUUUGUAUUUGCCCUAAUGGGCCACCUGGCCACAAAGAACACCGUAAAGUGUUACCUGAAGAAUGCUGAGAUACUGGCGGCUCUGGUCAAGACCAGGGUCCUGCCAGCUGAGGCCAAGCCCCCAGACAGCCUGUACCACCACCCAGGCUCCAUCUACACCAAGUGGUUCGACAGCCUCCCCGACGCAGUCCGGAGAGCUGCCCUGCCCCAUUUGUCCAGCUGCAACUCGUCCAGGGAAUUGGAAGAGGUCAUGGAGGGCCCCGGGGUGGCCAUUGUGGCCUUUACCGAGAUCAUCUCUGUGUUCUCUGGAGCCACCUUCUGGGCCAUCAUCAUCUUCUUGUUGCUCUCAAACCUGGGGCUGAGCGCCAUGACAGGGAUCAUGCAGGGCAUCCUCACCCCUCUCCAGGACAUGUUCUCUUCCCUCAGGCGACACACGAAGCUGCUCACAGUGGGCGUCUGUGCGCUCAUGUUCCUGGGCAGCCUUACUUACGUGAGGCCCUCGGGCAGCUACUAUGUGAACCUGCUGGACGAUUACUGGACUUCUCUGCCCUUCCUCAUCAUCGUCAUCCUGGAGAACGUGGCCAUAGCCUGGAUCUACGGGGCCCGGAGGUUCCUAGCAGACCUGAUCGUCAUGAUGGACCGCCCGGUGUCCCCCGUCUACCGCUGGCUGUGGUGCUGCCUGACCCCCACAGUGCUGCUGGUGCUCUUCAUAGUCACGCUGCUCAACCUGUGCAGGAGCCCCAUCAGCUACUUCGGCUGGAACUCAAGCGCUUCAAACGAGCUGAAGCAGACUUACCCGCAGUGGGCUAGAUCCUUGCUCGCCCUCCUCAUCGCCCUCACGGUCCUGCCGGUCCCCGCCUACUCCCUGUACGCGCUCCUCCGGACCAGCACGGCCGCCCCCCUGAGCCACAGCCGGGACACGAACCUCUUCCGACUGGAGUUAGCAAAGAACCUACAUGGCUCGGUCCAUCGCUUCAGGAAAAGGCUCAAGAAGAGAAACAAGAGGAAUAAGUAA